Molecule: messenger RNA, 3149 nt
Organism: Haplochromis burtoni (Burton's mouthbrooder)
Lineage: Eukaryota; Metazoa; Chordata; Actinopteri; Cichliformes; Cichlidae
Product: intestinal mucin-like protein
Exons: 19
Coding region: 29-2980 (983 amino acids)
Cellular component (GO): extracellular matrix; extracellular region
Molecular function (GO): hormone activity
Source: RefSeq, a predicted model, not a curated record
AGCAUUUGAAUCCACAACAGCCACAGUUAUGACAACAAAAACACCAAAAAUAGUCACAUCGGGACCAACAACAUCCUCUACCACAGCUGCAUCAACCUUAGUUGUCAUAACAGGAUCAUCGUUUUCUUCAACUGCAAUUUCAAAUCCUUCUGUUUUAAACACAACCAUUUUACCCUCAACAUCUAGAGGUACAACUUCUUUUACUCCUACAACAGAGACUGUUCCAGGCAGCACGACUGUUUACGCAACUAGUGUAAGCCCCAGUGUAACCACAACCACAGCUGCUUCUUCAUCACCCCUUAAUACAACCUCGACACGAUGUGUAUGCAUUGUCAAUGGAGCUUCGCAUCAUGCUGGGGACUUUGUGUACAAUGUCACUGAUGGGUUAGGGUGGUGUUAUGCUGCAUUUUGCAAUGCAUCUUGUGAAAUUGAGACACAGUCCAGUCCUUGUCCUGUGACACCAAGUGUGCCCACUACUGCACACUCUACAACUACAGUAUUCAGCACUACUACAAAGGCCACAAUUUCCAGCUCAGUACCUCUGACAACAACUAGUCCUGCCUCCUUUACUUCAAGUACAUCAAUAACUUCAUCUACUCAAAAUGUCUGCAAUGAUGUGUAUCCACCGAGACAGAAUGGAGAGUCCUGGGAUGCCGGCAACUGCACCACAGCUACGUGCAUUAAUGGGAAGAUUAUAACGAUGCCAACAGUCUGUCCCACUAUGCAGCAGCCCAUCUGCACCAAUGGACGCAGUGCUGCUAAGAUCUCUGAUGAUGACGGAUGCUGCCCUCACUAUGAAUGUCGAUGUGUGUGCAGUGUCUGGUGUGGAUCCCACUACUUAACAUUUGAUGGAGAAUCCUACAAUUUCAAUGAGAAUUGCUCUUACUACCUGGUCAAAGAGAUUAUUGCUAAAUAUAACCUGACUGUUGUAGUUAACCGUGAUUGUGAUCCAUCAAGCAGUACAUUCUGUCCCAAGGUUCUUACUGUUACAUAUAAAUCUUUCAAAGUGGUUUUGACUCAGCUGAUGUCUUCAGGAAUAUCAACUAAUGUGGUGUUUGUCAAUCAGCAAAAGAUCUAUCCUGCCUAUAGCAAUUCUGUCCUGCGCAUUACUAGCACAGAUAUAAUCACCACAUUGGAGUUACAAGACAUCAGUGCAAAAAUAGUCUAUUCAGGCUCUUCAUUCAGCAUUGACCUUCCCUACUCCCUCUUUGAAGGAAACACAGAGGGACAAUGUGGUACCUGUGACAACUCCCAGAGCAAUGAAUGCCGUUCUCCAAAUGGCCAGGUGGGAAGUUGCUCAGACACUGCAGGCGAGUGGCAGGUCCCACAUACACCCUGUGUUAUCCCCACAACCCCACCAACACCCAGAACCACAUCAAAGCCCCCACACUCAACACCACCUGUUUGUGAACCUGCUGUCUGUGAUCUACUAACUACCAGUUUAUUUGCACCAUGCCACAAAGUUGUACCUCCAGGACCAUUUGUGACAUCAUGUGUCUUUGACACUUGCAAUCUUGGCAAAAACAGCUGCUGCAGUCUGGAGGCUUAUGCCACUGAAUGUUCUAAUGAAGGAAUCUGUAUUGAUUGGAGAAAUGCUACCAAUGGGCUCUGUGAGCACAAGUGUCCAAGCAACAAAGUGUACAUGCCCUGUGGUCCAUCCGUAGAGCCUACAUGCAAUAACGGAUACAACAUGGCAUACCAAACAGUGGCAUCCAGUAACAACACUAAGGAAGGUUGUUUCUGUCCUCAUGGUACCACAUUAUUCAACACAGUACAUGACAUAUGUGUUGACACCUGUGCCUGUGUUGGACCUGAUGGAAAACCCAAACAGCUGGGCGAGACUUGGACAAGUGACUGUCAAACCUGUGUUUGUGACAAGGACUCCAUGAGCGUCCAGUGUGAGCCUGUUCAGUGCCAGUCUGUACAAAGUCCUAACUGCAGCGAGCCUGGCCAGCAACUGGUCAACAAUACAGUGAACUGCUGCACAACACAGUCAUGUGAAUGCAACGUAAACCUGUGUCCUCCUCCUCCCACGUGCUUGCUGGGCUUCCAACUGAGCAUUACCAAUGGCACCUGUUGUCUAUCCUACAACUGUGUUCCUAAAGGUGUAUGUGUCUAUAACAUGACUGAAUACAAGCCUGGUACCAAGAUCCCAACACCAGACACACUAUCAGAACCCCCGCUGGAAGCACCAGAAGCACAAUCAAUUGUAGAACAAGCAUCAGUAACAACAACAACACCAUCGGGAGCUGGAGAAAUAUCAACAACGUCAGAGUCGUUUACGCCCGGGCCCUGCCAGGAAUGUUACUGUGGCCCCGAAAUGGAUCCUGUCACCAAGCUGAACAUCGCCAUCUGCAAACCUGUCGUCUGCAACGAAAACUGUUCUGCUGGUUAUGAAUAUCAGACUGAACCAGGAAAGUGUUGUGGAACAUGUGUUCAGAUGGACUGUAUUUUCACCACGCCUGACAACGUGACGGUGCAUGUUAUUGAGGUCAACAGCUCUUACACACCUCCUAAUGACAAAUGUGUGCAAUAUACCUGUGAGAAGCUCAACGGACAGCUUGUUACCAAGGAAACCAAGGCUACUUGUCCUCCCUUUAACCCCUUGGACUGUGAACCUGGCACUGAAACAACAGAUGCCAGUGGGUGCUGCCCAACCUGCAAUAUAAGUCUGUGUAAGACCCAGAAGGAGCAGAGAAUCCUUGAACUGAACAACUGCAAGAGCGCACAGCCAGUUAACAUCACAUAUUGCGCUGGACACUGUGACAGUUUCUCCAUGUACUCUAUGGAAGCCAACACAAUGGUACACAAUUGCGAGUGCUGCCAAGAAGCCACCACAAGUGUGGAGCAGGUGGAGCUUACCUGUGCUGAUGGGUCUAAGCUGCAGCACAGCUACACCAUGGUUCAGUCAUGCCAGUGCAGCAAAACAGAAUGCGUGGAAGGGACAACGCCCAAACCACAGCGCCGCAGGAGACGCUGAUCAUCAGUAACUUAAAUGCUUUACAAUGGCUCGACCACCUCGACACUGAGUGUGCCUCAUUUUCUUAUCUCUGGUUAAACAAAUGCUCCUUUUCUGUAUCACAACAUACCACUGUGAUGUAAACUGUCUUUUCUUGGUGAUGAACAUUAAAGUCUUUCUGCAACAUGAA